Molecule: messenger RNA, 2838 nt
Organism: Candida albicans SC5314
Lineage: Eukaryota; Fungi; Ascomycota; Pichiomycetes; Serinales; Debaryomycetaceae
Gene: OPT6
Product: Opt6p
Exons: 1
Coding region: 1-2838 (945 amino acids)
Biological process (GO): transmembrane transport
Molecular function (GO): oligopeptide transmembrane transporter activity
Source: RefSeq, a predicted model, not a curated record
AUGACGAAAAAAGGACACGAAUACAUUCAAUUAUCAACAUUUUCAGAACACGAAAAUGAACAUGAACCUGAAUCAAGUUCAACUACAUCAUCACCUCCACCACCAGGUAUACGUCAAUAUGAAAAACAACAUGAAUGGAAUUUCACAGAUUUACAAUUACAAUUUGUCCUUUUACGAUUAGGUGUAAUUAGUGAUGAAGUUUAUCAUAAUCAGAAUUUUUCACUCCUGGACCCUGAUAUUCAUAUUUCCAAAGAAGUAGAAUAUAUGAUUAAUAAAAUUGAUCAAUUAUCUAUAUCAGAAGCAAUUGAAAUUAUUCGUGAUGCAUUAGCGGAUCAUAACGGGGAUGUUAAUUUCUUAAUUGAAGAUUAUCAAUUAUUAGAAAGAUUAAUUAGUCAAAUCCCCAACAAUAUUGAAUCUCAAGAAAAUAACCAAAACGUCGAGACAAAUCUCGAUGAACUACCUGAAAUGAAAUAUCCAAUGCAAUCAACAUUUAAAAACAAGACUUACUUAACUAUCAUUGAUUGGUCAUUACAAAUUCGAUUAGAAGCAGCAUUAAUUCAUUAUCAUUCACCAUAUCCGGAAAUACGAGCCAUUACAGAUCCAUUUGAUGAUCCAAAUACUCCUGUGGAAACAUUUCGAGCUUAUUUCAUUGCAUUGUUUUGGACAUUUAUUGGAUCGUUAAUUAACAGUUUUUUCUAUCAUAGAAUGCCUGGUAUAUCAUUAGGUACUCAUACUAUACAAAUUUUGUUAUUACCUAGUGGGAAACUUUGGGAAAAAUUAAUCCCAUUAAAUAAAACUAUUACUAUUAAUAAUACAAAAAUCAAUUUAAAUCCUGGACCAUGGAAUUUUAAAGAAAUGAUGUUGAGUACAAUAAUUUAUCUGUGUUCCGCUUCAACUCCAUAUCUGAUCAAUAAUAUAUUUGUGAUGAAAUUAGAUCGAUUUUAUGGAUUAAAAUGGGUUAAUUGGAUUUUCCAAAUUUUAUUCACCGUAUCUACUCAAUUACUUGGUUUCAGUUUUGCCAUGAUUAUGAAAAAAGUUUGUGUUUAUCCCAGUAAGGCAAUUUGGCCAACAAUCUUACCAACAAUAGCUUUAAAUAGAGCAUUAAUGAAUCAAGAUAAUGCUUCGAACAAUAGCAUUGUUCAUGGUUGGAAAAUAUCUCCUUAUUCAUUUUUCUUGGUGACUUUCACUCUUAGUUUCAUAUAUAAUUGGAUCCCUAGUUAUUUUUUCAAAGCAUUAUCAUUAUUUAAUUGGCCAACUUGGUUUAAUCCUAACCUGAUUCAUUUAGUUAAUAUCACAGGGUCGAAUGUUGGAUUGGGAUUCAAUCCAAUCCCAUCAUUUGAUUGGAAUGUUAUUGGUGGUUCAAGUAUGGUGAUUCCAUUUUAUACAUUUGUGAAUCGUUAUUUAGGAACAUUCUUGGGAUUUAUUAUAAUUUUAAUUGUUUAUUAUACGAAUAAUAAUUGGACAGCUUAUUUACCAAUUAAUUCUAAUCGAUUAUUUAACAACAAGGCUCAAUUAUAUAAUGUUCAUGAUAUCCUUAAUGAUGAUAAUAAACUUUUUGAUAAUGAAAAAUAUCAACAAAUUGGUCCACCGUAUUUUUCUGCAGCAAAUUUGGUGAUUUAUGGUGCUUAUUUUUGUCUUUAUCCAUUUGCUAUAUUAUAUCAUGGGUUAACCGAAUGGAAUUCUAUGAAAACAAGUUUUAUUAAUGUUUGGACUUCAAUAGUUGAUGCCUUUAAACUGGAGUCGGAGAUGGGCGUAAGCGUUGAAUCAAAUGAUGAUAAUAACCUUCUGUUGCAUCGACAAUAUGGUAGAUAUGCUAAUGAUCCACAUUGUAAAAUGAUGGCUCAUUAUCCUGAUGUACCCGAUUGGUGGUUUAUAACCAUUUUGGUGGUAAGUACCCUGUUUGCUAUAGCUGCAGUAUGGUUUUACCCGGUUGAAACCCCAAUAUGGGGGAUUUUUUUCACUAUUGCCAUUAAUUUCAUUUUUUUAAUUCCCUUAACAUCAAUUGCAUCCGUCACGGGGUUUUCAUUUGGAUUAAAUGUUCUUGUUGAAUUAAUUGUCGGGUAUGCUAUACCUAAUUCUGGAAUUGCAUUAAUUACAUUAAAAGCCUAUGGAUAUAAUAUUGAUAGUCAAGCAAGCAAUUAUAUUACUGAUCAAAAAUUGGCUCAUUAUGCGAAAAUCCCACCACGAGCAAUUUUUAAAGGUCAAUUAUUAUCCACUUUAUUAAAUAUUAUAAUUUCAUUAAGUGUUGCUAAUUGGCAAUUAAAUAAUGUGGAAAAUAUUUGUGAUCCUCAUCAAAAGGAUAAUUUUAAAUGUCCUGGAGCUAAUACAUAUUUUUAUUCAAGUAUUCAAUAUGGAGAAAUUGGUCCAGCAAAAGUUUUUGGAGGAUUAUAUCCAAUUUUAAAAUGGUGUUUCCUUUUGGGGGUAUUAUUAGUUUUCCCCUGUGUUUGGUUGAAAAGAAAUGGUCCAACAAAAAUAUUCCAACGUUAUUUUCAACCAACAAUUAUAAUUGGUGGGAUGUUAGAUUUUGCUCCUUAUAAUUUACUGUAUUUUACUGGUGGCUUAUAUAUAUCUUAUAUUUUCAUGUUUUAUAUUAAAAAAAAUUAUUUACUUUGGUGGGAAAAAUAUAAUUAUAUUUUAACUAGUGCUUUAUCAGCUGGUGUUGCUUUUAGUGCUUUAAUAAUUUUUUUCACCGUUCAAUAUCAUCCUCAUCCAUUACAUUGGUGGGGGAAUUCAAUUGGUCAACAAGGUAUUGAAGGUGGUGAAAUUUCACCAAUUUGGAAAAAUAUCGAUACUGCUCCUGAUGGUUAUAUUGGUUUAAGAAAAGGUCAUUUCCCAUAG